Cetraspora pellucida is the source of this 123-nucleotide messenger RNA. Lineage: Eukaryota; Fungi; Glomeromycota; Glomeromycetes; Diversisporales; Gigasporaceae. The record is from the annotation of a GenBank genome assembly.
AUGAAACAAGAGAUUUAUAAAACAGAUGAUAAUUUUAUGGAUGAAAUUAAGCAAAAACAUUCUCAACUGUAUCAAGUAUUUGUAUUAAAAAGUGACCCAUCCGGUUGUCUCAAUGAUAUCUAA